Messenger RNA from Penicillium samsonianum, 1125 nucleotides. RefSeq names its product agmatine deiminase family protein. The transcript has a single exon. Bases 1 to 1125 code for a protein of 374 amino acids. Lineage: Eukaryota; Fungi; Ascomycota; Eurotiomycetes; Eurotiales; Aspergillaceae. Gene Ontology annotation, molecular function: agmatine deiminase activity; protein-arginine deiminase activity. The record is from RefSeq and is a predicted model, not a curated record. Gene Ontology annotation, biological process: putrescine biosynthetic process.
AUGAGCCCGAAACUUUUCUUCGUUGCUCUCCUUCAGCUUCAGGCUUUUGUCGCAUCCGCUAUGUACCGCCCUGCGGAAUGGGAUCGGCAUGAUCAGAUCAUUAUGGCUUGGCCAUCAAUCGAAAACGACGCCUACCUGGACAAAGGUGGCAGCCGUGAUUUAGCUGCUGCUACCCGAGAUAUUUCAACAAUCGCUGAGGCAGUCGCUGAAUUUGAGCAAGUUACCCUGCUCGUCACCCCAGACCGCUUCAAGGAGGCAAAGAAACGGUUCAAGCACGACGCAGACGAUAUCAUCAUCCAGCCUGUUCAUGAUUACCCCAAACUUGAUCUCUGGAUGCGUGACAUGGCACCAACCUUCGUUUUUGAUGGAUGCCACCUUUCUGGAGUUGAUUACAACUUCAAUGGGUGGGGUAGUAAAUACCCGGUAAAUGCUUCCAAAUCCCUUGCGUCCCAGGUCUGCGACAAUAUGGAUCUUCCUCGGAUUUCAACCUGGCUUGUGACGGAAGGCGGCUCUCUUGAGGUCGAUGGAGACGGUACUAUUUUGAUCACCGAGAGCUCGAUCAUCAACCAGAACCGGAACCUAGGAAAAGGCCGGAAACAGAUCGAGGAUGAGUUGCGGCGAACGCUUGGUGUCUCAAAGAUCAUCUGGCUUCCUGGUGUUAAGGGCGGUGACGUUACUGAUGGCCAUGUUGAUGGUCUCGCGCGUUUCGUCGCGCCAGGAAAAGUCGUUAUCAGCAAACCGAACAUUCUUGACAACAGUCAAUUCUCCACAGUAUUCAAGGAAGCCCGUUCAAUCCUCUCCAACGCGACGGACGCUCAUGGCCGACGUCUUGAGGUUCUCGAAAUGGUCGAGGCCGAUUUGUACUCGCUAGGGUUGGACCGAGAUACUUUGAAGGACAUCGAAAGUGAUGAGGAGGAUUACCCUUCAUUGAGCUACGUCAACUGGUUGCUUGUGAAUGGUGGAGUCGUUUUCCCCCAGUUUGGGGACAAGAAGGCCGACGCCGCCGCCUUGAAGAUCAUCCGUGACUUAUACAAGGAUCGUCGGGUGAUAACUGUGCGCCUCGAUCAGUUGCCAUUCUUAGGUGGGGGUAUUCACUGCUCCACGCAGGAAGUACCUGCACCCUAA